Molecule: messenger RNA, 9108 nt
Organism: Carassius gibelio (silver crucian carp)
Lineage: Eukaryota; Metazoa; Chordata; Actinopteri; Cypriniformes; Cyprinidae
Product: myomegalin
Exons: 42
Coding region: 65-8725 (2886 amino acids)
Cellular component (GO): microtubule organizing center
Source: RefSeq, a predicted model, not a curated record
AGGCAGAUGCAUAGCAAGAUAGUAUGCUUACAGAUCAGAAAUUUGUAGUGUUAGUCUGGUGAACAUGCGUGACCCAUGCCGUGUGUGUGGCGUGUGUGUGCAGGGCGGUCAGUGUCGCUGGUUGUUCAGCGCAUGUGGCCGUCUGAGGUUGGCAGUCAUCCUUUCGCACGUGUUGGGCUUGGAGUUGCAACGAGACGGCCACAGCGAGUUUCUCUGCGGAAAAUGCGUGUUUUUACUCGAGCGCAUUGUGCAAUGCGACGUCGCCAUUGGACAGCUGCAGGAAACGCAUGCCGCUCAGCUGCAGCGGAUGCAGAACGACAGAGAUGGACUGAAAGCGCAAAUCACAAACAAGUACAGACAACAUAACCAACACAAAAUAAGUGGAAACGUACCUCUUAAACAGGAAGUUCAGACUGGAACAAGCUUAAAUACUUCAAAGCAGCUGCAAUGCAUUCGACGAGCUCAACCUGUUCAACCAAAGCAGCAACAAACACGGAUUGCCAGUGUCCAAGACAAACUAGGAAGAAGUCAAGGGCUUGUUUCUGUGAAUUCAGAUGGUGAAGGCCAACAGGAGAAGUUUAAAGGUCGAUUGAGGAGGUGUGUGAGUCUUGAGCCGCUUAGUAAAACAGAUCGUUCUCAACGUUCAAAAUUACUUUCUUCUUCACAUAAAAAUUUAAAAACCACUGGCGUGCCAGUAACCCGACCUCGUUCUCUUAGUCGCGACUAUUUGGACGUCGUAAAUAAGAAGAGCGCUUUGAUUUCACGCUCAACUUCCCUCCAAUCAGUGGCCCUGGAGCAGUAUGACCACGCCCACAUCAGUGCAUCACCCCUCAGACAGACACGCCCACUGAGAGGCUCCACCCCCACAACCGUAGAAACGACCUCGCUGGUGUGUGAUAUACUGCAGCUCUUGAAGAGUGUGCAAGGAGUGCGGCCUGUCCCACGAUGCAACAGUAGCAAGAUUCCAGUAUUAAAAUAUCCGAGUUAUAUACAUGGAAACACCCACAGCGGUGUGUCUUGGAAAUUGAAGCUGGAGAGAAGUCUGAGAGAGAUGGAAGAGGAUUUUAAUGAUGAAUACAUACCUGUUAAACAGGAGAUGUUUGUUGAAAGGCAGAAUGAACUGAGCAGAUUGGAGCAGAAAACCAGGCAGCUGACCGAAGAACUGAACACGGCCAAAAGCAGCAGCCAGACCCUCAAACACACGCUAGAAGAAACGGAGAGAGAAAAUAAGGCUCUUUCUGAUGAGCUGCAGGAGAGAGAGAUCGAACUGUCAGCAGAGAAGAAGAACUCUCUGAAACGAGACAAAACCAUCCAGGGUCUCAGUCUGGUUCUCAAAGAGAAGGAGAAAGAGAUCGAGGGUCUAUCUGGUGAUCUUGAAGAGAAAGAUCAGGCUCUUGCUAAGGCUCGAGAGGCCCUUCAUAAAGCCAAACUACAGAAGUAUCAGGGGGCUGAAGACCAGCAGUCUUUACUCCUGGAGCAGCAGGCUGAAUUAUCACGGCUCCAGGCGGAGGCUCACUCCUCGCUGCUGGAAGCCCAGAGGCUGCAGCGUGUGCUGGGCAGCAGAGAUUCAGAGCUGUGCCUUCUUCAGCAGGUCAAACUAGAACUAGAACAAGAGCUGGAGCAACUGCAGCAACAGAAGAAGAAGGGAGACAAGACCAUUAAUGAUCUUCAGAACCAGUUGAAGAAGCUAAACGGAGCUCUUGCUGACAGAGAGAACGCUCUAGAACAACAGCGUCUAGAACAGCAAGAGCAAAACCGCGCAGCUGAACAAAAACUACAGAACACCAUAGAACGACUCACAGCUAGUCUGAAUCAUAAAGACCAGCAGCUGCAGGACUAUAUGAACAUGGUUAAAGAUCUGGAGAAGAACAGAACUCAAGAGGAAGGUGAUCCCAUGGUGGAUAAACUGAGAGCACGACUCAAGGAGAAAGAGAAAGCACUUGAGAAAGCCUUGGAUGAGAAGUUUGCAGCCGUGGAGGAGAAAGAAAAUGAGAUCCAUUUGCUGCAGCUGAGCUUGAGAGAGAAAGAAAGAGACGUGGAGCGUCUCAACAACCUGCUCUCACACAACGAGGAGACUAUCAAUAGUUUUGAUGCUCUAAUAAAGGAAAGAGAUCUGGAGCUGCAGCAGCUGUUGAACUCGCUGAAGAAUCUUCAGAGGUGUAAAGACGAGACUGAGCAGAACCUCCAGAGAGCUCUGAGAGAGAAAGACGCCAUUAUACAGCACUUACAGCAAGCGCUGGACAACAAAACGAGAGACAUGGAGGAGAUGGCCGGUAGGGUUCUGAGCCAAUCAGAGUCCCAGGGUCGUGACCUCGCAGAGCAGAUGAGUCAGAGGUUAAAGGUCACAGAGGCGAUGCUGUCCGAGGCAGUGAAGGACAGAGAGAGGCUAGUGACCGAGAACCAAGCCGCUGUACAAAACCUGCUGGCCACAAUCAGCAGCAAAGACCAGCUUCUGAAGGAGAGUGCGGAGCGUCACGUACAGGCUCUGAAUAAUCGUGCAGGAGAACUGCAGGAUCUUCGCAAGGAGUUGGCAGACACACAGCUGCAGCUCAGAAACGCACAGAGACUGAACGCUACAGCAACACAGGACGGUCAUCUAGAGACUGCUGAACUCCGUGCAAUGUUGGCGGAAAAGGAUGCCCUCAUUAAUAAACUGUUAGACCGUGGACAGGCGAAAGAUCGCAUCCUGUUGGAAAUGAAGACGAGUGAAGCUCUUCCUCCUCAGGUGCUGGAGCUCAGACAGACCAUUGAGGUGCUGCAGAAGAAACUUGAGGAAAGAGAAGCUGAACUAAGCAGGCAAAACAGUGAGGACACUCUGGAUAUAACAACGGUCAGUAAGAAAUCUGUGCUGAUUUUGAAGAAAGAGCUCAUAGAGAAAACAGAAGCUCUGAACGCCGCUCUGAAGAGAGAAAACCAGCUCAAGAUUUCUCUAGCAGAGCUUCAGUCAAAGGUCUCAGACCUAGAGAUGCGUUUAGAAGGAAAGAUAGCCAAUAUCGAGUCCCUGACAUCAACACUCAACACUAAAGAAGAAAUCAUUACUGAGCUGCACCAGCGUUUGUCUCAAAGAGGGGACAGUCGACUUCCUCUGACCUCAGAUCAAGCGUCCCAGCCGGGUGAAAGUGAAUGCAGCAUUUCCUCUCUCCCUCAGAGAGAAAGAACCAUCAUUGGGGGAGAUCGCCAACAACAGGAGGUUGCAUCUCUAUCUGAUCAGCUGACUGAGCAGACAGAGUUAAACCGAGCUCUGAGAGCUGAGCAACAUCUCUAUUCUGACCUCAUCAGAGCCGUCAAAGAUCGUGACAGUGUUGAGAGGCUGCAGGCUCUGCAGCUGGAGCUCACAGCUAUAUCACUCCUCAGACAGCAGCUGGAAAGUGGAGUCCAGAUGAACACAGAGCUGAGAGAUCAGCUACAGAAAGAGAUCCAGAGAGCCAAACAGAGAGAAGGUUCAAACCCUUCAGAGUUAGAGAGUCUGCGGGAUGCACUAGAGGAAGCCCAACGCUGGAACGCCUCUCUGCAAGCCAGACUGGGUCAGAUCCAGAACCGGGGAGGAGGGGUUGGACAAGCCAAUGAUACUAUGGACACACUGAGUUGGAUUGGCGAUCAGACGUCCUAUAUGAGUAUAUGUGUUGGCGAAGGGCCAGAGGAGGAGCUCCAGCACUUGACCAUUGAACAGCUCAGAAAAAAAGUUUUAGAGCUUCAGGCAGUCAAUGCUGAACUGCAGAAUAAGCUGCUUCAGAUGGAGAAAGACAUAGUGGGAAAAGAUCCAGUAGACUAUCAGAAAGAACCAGACCUAAUCAACCUCUCAACUCCAAUCAAGCAAACACAGAUACAGCAGAAACCGACUUCUGAAGAUGAUGUGACACUUAUGCAUCCAAUCACGGAGGAGAGAUGUGAUGAGGCAAAUCGUUCUGCAGAGGAUGUUAGUGAGAGUAAUCAUCCAUCACAAACUCAAAGACAGCAAAGUGGAGUACAACUCGCAUCUAGAUUCUUUAGGGAUGAAUCGGACAAAGCAGAAUUCAGAUCCCUUCUCUCAGAUUGCGGAGCGGAGUCAGUCUCUCAACUCCGGGAGCAAGUGGCCAAACUCCGCUUGGAAGCGUCUGAACUCCGUGGACUUUUGAAGGAAGAAAACGCCACUGAGUCCAAAGAAAGCGCAGAGAGUUCUGGAGAAAGCGACAGCCAUGGAGACUUGCACCAAACCGUGAAGGUGCUCCGCUCAGAAGCCAGAAGUCACAGAAAGAUAAUUCGACUGCUAAAAGAGCAGCUGCAGCAAAACUCUGUCUCUGAUGCUAGAAGUCAACUUGACCUUAAGAUGAUGGACAGCAAUAUGGAUCAACUGCAGACAAACCAUGAAGAUCUUCAGAGACAAACCAGCACACUGGAGAAAGAGAACAAAUCAAGAGAAAGGAAAGAAAUGGAGGAGAGAUAUGAGAGAAGAAGGCAGGGCCAAAGCACCAAAUCCAGCAAGAAUCAGAAGCAGCACAUGGCCAGACAUGCAGCAUAUGUAAAAUCUCGGCUACCAGUACCUGUGAGGCCCAGUAAGGGUUCUGGGCAGAGUUCAGAAGAUCUGAGUGAGCUGAAUUUAGUUCAUGUUCACCCCAGAAACAAAGACUACCUGAUUGGGACGGAAGAGUCUGAUUACAGCACGGACAGCAAGACGUCUUCGAGAUCAGCUCAGCACGGACACCUCGAAUUAGACCACGUUAAAGAUUCUAGCCUGAGACCGACUGCAGAAACGAAACGAGACGCUAACAUGAACGAGAAUCUGGAAUCUGAGCUAAUGGGGCAAUUAGAUUUGUUGAAUCAAGAAUGCCAAGAGAAGGAGGAGCUAAUCUUCCGCCUGAGGGAACAGGUCCAGGAAUGGGACGAGCUACAGGCAGAGCUACAGGAGAAGGACAAGCUCAACCGAGAGUACCUGGAAGCUAUACAAGCGGCAGAGUCUACUAUUGCGUACCUCACCGCAUGCAGCUUGGACUCGGAGUGUGGAAUCGGUCAAACAGGAGAUGUAACCUUGCAGCAACAUUGUGCAGAUCUUCAGAAGGCUGUUGAGGAGAAAGACCGAUUGAACGCUCAGCUCUUGGACUGCUUGAACUCUGCAGAAUCCGCUAUUGCAUUGCUCCAAAAUGUUAACACUGCAAGCAGCCAAAUGGAUCUUGGACAAGAAGACCCAAAAGCACUUUGUGAGAGGUUUGAGGACUUGAUUGAACAGAUCAGAAUUUCUCAUCAAAGCGAUGGAAGGUCAAAAGACUCUCACAUACCAGAGGUUGAUCCAACACUAGGACCUAAUUCUGAGUUACAGCGGCAGGUGGACUCACUGCAGGAGUCACUGUUGCAGCAGUGCAAGAUGAAUGCAGAGCUGCAGGAGAAGCUCUGGACUUCAGAAGCAGCUGUUAAAAAGUUAAGUGCAGCUGUCAGCGCCAAGCACAACAGCGCACCCUCUGCUCUGGAGGGGAAUUGCACUCCUGGACCAGAAGGAAAGGUCUUGUCAUUGCAACAACAACAGUUGAUGGACUGUCUGUCUGAAUGCAUAAGAGCAGCCGAAGGCGCGGUCAAGUCUCUUGCGGACAUUUGCUCCAAACCAAACCAGUCUCACAAGGAGAUCUUGUCCAGUCCAGAGUUAAAGAAAUGGCUGGAGAGGCUGCAGCGUGCUCUGCUGGAGAGAGAGUCUCUUGAGGACCCAGUCUGCGCUGAGAGGCACCAACACAAGACAAGCACGCCCAUUCAGAACCCUAAGAGUUCCAAACCAGAACGCCAACAGAAUGUUCAGGAGCCGGUGACCUCACACCAAAAUCUUCAUAAGAACCUCUUGAUGCUUCUUCAGAUUUAUACAGAGCGUGCUCAGAAAAUGAGCAAACUUGAGGAAGCUGUUAGUGAGCGUGGCCAAAGUGGAGGAGGUGGAGAUGCAACUGGAAAUGAAACUCUGGAGAGGAACGCCCAGAUCGAAAGUUUGCAGAAGGCCCUGAAGGAAAAGCAGAGGGCAUGUCGAAAAUUAGAGGAGAAACUGGUGAUCGCUCAGUCUGUCAUCUCUAUGCAUGGCUCAAAUAAGGAUAAACAGUCUGAUCCUCGCAAAGCACCCCCUAGUGAACGGGAUGAUAAAGGGGUGCAAGUGGAAGCACAGGACCUCGGGUAUGAAACGAGUGGAAGGAGUGAGACGGAGGUGGAGGGCAGUAGCACAGAUGUGGACGGUGUUUUGCGGUUGGUUCCCGCUCUGUCUCCUGUCCUCACGGGCAACCAGGACCGAUUAUCACCUGACACUACUGCAUCCAGCCCCUCGUACCCCAGCUCUCCUGGCUUGAGCUCCCCUCGAACCUCUGACCCUCACACAGACCCUACCCUGCACAUCCAGCAGCUCAGGUCACAGAUCGAAGGACAACACAAAGUCAUCCAGAACCUCCAGAGGCAGCUGCGGAAGAAGUCUUUGUCAUCUGAGCUCCUGAGUGUGACCUCUGACCCCACAGUAGGUGAAGAGGAAGAGCAAACAAAGAUGCUGAAGGCUCAAAUCGCCCAGCUGAGCACUGAGCUAGAAAAAGAGAGGACCCUGAACAGAAGCAGCCAAGCAGGCUCUCCCUCCAGGAUUGAGUCUCUGGUCCAGUCUCAGGCCCGGGAGUUGUGUGAGCUGCGGGAACAGAUCCGUGUGUCUCGUGGUUUGGGUGUGGAACAACGUAAACAGCUGCUGGAGCUCAGACGAGCUCUAGAGGAGUUACUUCAGCCUAAUAACAUGCACUCCGCUCAGGGAACCCAGCUCAGAGAGCAUCUGGAUCACAGCCUGAGUCUGCUGGAGAAACUGGAGCAGGUUUCUACAGGAGGGUCUGGUAUGGAUAAUGAAGAAGUAGCGGAGUCAGAGAUGAAGCUCAGACUCUCUGCAGAACUACUGGAGAAAGACCGACUCAUUCAUUCUCUGCAACAUCAACUGCGAAUGCAAGUUCCCAGAAUGCACCAGCACUCCGACUCUGAGAUGAGUGACAGGCUGUCCAGCGAUGGCACCACCUCCUUCCACGACAGCCCUCCUGCUGUCCGCAGGCAGACCCCCAACAGACCUCACACAGGGGUGAAGGCCGUCAAUGGCGAUGCAUUUUCAGAUUCACGGCUGGUUUCUGUCGAAGGGGGCGCGGAUGAUGAUGAUGGAGAGGGGAGUGUCCGAAUGCUACAGAGGGAGAAUAGCCGUCUGCAGGAGCAGCUGAGAAGCAGCGAGGAACUAAACGCUACACUUUCCAGUGAGCUGGACCUUACUCGAUCUGUCCUGAAGCACAAACCACAGAGCCAGACCGGAGACAAGCAGCCGGAGCAGCAGAACACGUCAGCCAGCACGACCAUCAGCUCAGAUCUGUUAGCUGAGCACCUGCAGGAGAUCCGAGCGUUGCGUCUGCGUCUUGAAGAGACGAUAAGAACCAACGAGAGACUCCGAGAACAGUUAGAAAGAAAGUUACAGGAAGCUGAGAAAGACUCAGCCACCAACAUCUUCAUCACUGGUUCUGAGGAUCAGACUCACAUCAGCAGCGAACUGCACUUCCUCCUCACCCAAAACCACACACUCAAAGAGCAGCUCAACCAGGGAGCUCGAGAUAAACAGAAGGAGAACGACCGCCUGAGGGAGACUUUGGCCAGACGAACCGCUAAACUAGAGCUGAGCAGAAAAGAGUGUGAAACACUGAAACAGGAGAAAGAUCAACUACAGGACGACCUGUACAGGUUGCAGUGUGAGAACAGUCAUCAGAGGCAGCAGUUGUGUGAUACCCAGCAGCUCUUGCAGUCUGUGCGUCUGGAGCUGCAGGUGCAUGAGCAGAUGAAGAACUCCACACACACUCACACAGGUGAGGGCCGUGGCUCUGGAUCAGCGGCGGAUCUGAGCGAGCUGUUGGCUGAGAUCAGACAGCUGCGUGUUCAGCUGGAGAGAAGCAUCCAGAUCAACAGCACACUGAGACAGAGACUAGAACAACAGCUGCUGACCCGCAGCGACCCCAGAUCAACCAUCAACAUCAACUACCUGUUGCCCACAACAGAUGAAGCUGGUAAAUCAGAUGUUCUUCACACUCAUAGAGACACAUCCAGUGCUGCACAUGACAGCGCUAGCUCGGUGGACUCUGGUUCUCACGCUCCGUCCCGGCUGGUCCCGGGUCACCGGCUGUGGGCGGACAGACGCGGGCGUCACGUUCUGGGUCUGAUCGAGGACUAUAACGCCCUGCGCAAGCAGAUCACUGAAGCCAAGAGACUCACUGCAGAUCUGGACACACAGAUACACGACUGCGGCCGGGCUGGGGAGCAGCUGAAGAGCGUCUCUGGGAGUGUGAACACCAUGCAGCAGGUUCUGGAGGAAGCCGCUCGACUUCUCAAACUGCUCUGGAGAGUCUCGCUGCCCUCAGGAGACGCCACACACACUCGACAGGAGGAGCUGCUGAAGAGUGAGAUCAGUCGUCUGAAGACUCGUCUGUCUCAGCAGGAGCGGAUGUUGAGCGGAGCUGUCAAACGUCUCCGAUCCUCCAACCAGCUGAAAGAGGGCAUGGAGCGCAUCAUCAUCGACCAGCUGUCUCUGACUCACGGCGUGCUGAAGAGGGCCAGAGGAAACCUGGAGUCUAACUCUCUGAAUGUUUUUGGGCUGAAGGGUCUGCAGGUGGAAGGACGUCCCACUGAAUGGCCAGUGACCAAUCAGAAGACAGGGGGCGUGGCCUGUCCUCAGCAGGGUUCAGGCGGAGGCUCAGCCUGCAGUGAAAACUCCUCCCACUGCAACUGUUAGAAACUUCACACUGACUCCAGAUCAGGACUGCUGAUUCCUAACAUGGUUUUCUCUUGUAUUCUGCCUUCUUAAUUUAUUACUCUUUUUUUUGAGGUACGCUGAUGUCAUUCAGAAGUAUUUGCACAUAUACAGUGAGCAUUUAAUCGUGUAAAAGGGAAUGUUUUUUAAUAGCGGAAGAGAUUUUCUCCUGUAAAUACUUUGAGCUUUAGUUUUAUACUGGUUUAAGACAGUCUCAUGUUCACUGCUGGUCUCCUGUGAUUACGUAUUAUCCCGCUUAAGAAAUCAAAUAUUUUGAUGUAAACAAGUGGUACAUGUACAUUACAUGAGUGCAUGGUUUAAUGUAGCAGACUGUGUUUAAAGUAAAUGCAUAAACCAUCAUAAAA